AUGAGAUUGGCCGCCGUGGCCGGAAUCGGUCAGGAGAACAUCACUUUUAACUCUCACUGGUCGUGUCCAGUGGUCGUCCCACCAGAGUAUGAGAGUGACAGGAAUAGAGAGUGCACUUGUGUCUGCGCGUACAGUUGUGCACUAUUAUACCUCCUGCGCAGUCAGCUAGUCUCAGUGAGAUUGGCCGCCGUGGCCGGAAUCAGUCAGGAGAACAUCAUCAUCAUCAUACAUACAUAUGUA
Brenthis ino (lesser marbled fritillary) is the source of this 240-nucleotide messenger RNA. NCBI's taxonomy places the organism in Eukaryota, Metazoa, Arthropoda, Insecta, Lepidoptera, Nymphalidae. The record is from the annotation of a GenBank genome assembly.